Messenger RNA from Peronospora matthiolae, 1572 nucleotides. The record is from the annotation of a GenBank genome assembly. Lineage: Eukaryota; Oomycota; Peronosporomycetes; Peronosporales; Peronosporaceae.
AUGAAGGCGUCCGUCUUCCUCGGAGACCUGAACGACUAUAUCCAGCCGUCCCAAGCUUGUGUGAACCCCUUGUUCACGUCGGACGAGGGUCUGGACCAAAACGACGGGGGGUCGUCUACUCCAGGCGUGGCCAAGAUCACACUCGAGACGGAGCUCCUGGACGAAGACUUUGCAAGGCCUGUACCUAUUCAGCCCAAUAUCAUUCGCUCGACCAAGCAGGAAAAGGCGACGAUCUCGCUCGAUGACUGUCUCGCCUGCAGCGGCUGCGUCACGUCAGCUGAGACCGUCCUCAUCUCACAGCAGAGUUUCCAAGAAAUGCUGGACGUGCUGGCCAGCAACACGUUCAAGCACGUGGUCGUGACGCUGUCGCCGCAGUCGCGCGCGUCGCUGGCCGUUCAUUUCGACCUCCCGGUGAUUACAGUGCACCGUAAACUCGUGACGCUCUUCCAUAGUCUCGGUGUCGAUCUCGUGAUCGAUUCCACAGCCAGCGGUGACUUUGCCCUGCUCGAGUCCCGUGCAGAGUUUUUACAUCGCUAUCGCAACCAGCAAAAGACGAUCUGGGCGCGACCGCCAUCCUCAGUGGCAGUCUCGGCUGACAAGACGGAGUUUCUCGAGCCAAGUACUGCUUUGAAUCCGUUACAGGACCCACUGCGAGCGCUGCCGAUGCUGGCGUCGUCGUGCCCUGGGUGGAUCUGCUAUGCUGAAAAGUCCCAGCCAAACGCUAUCCCAUUUAUUGACACGACCAAGUCCCCGCAACAAAUUGCCGGGUCGAUCAUCAAACGCUUUGUGAGUGGCGAACAUGGCGCUGCCCCGCACGAAGUGUAUCACGUUGCAGUGAUGCCGUGCUUUGACAAAAAGCUGGAGGCUUCACGCAAGGAUUUCCAAGACGCCGAGAACGCAACCAAAGAAGUAGAUUGCGUACUCGCUACGACUGAGAUCAUUGGACUGAUUGAGAAACUGGACGCUGAUUUUGCGGCUCUCGAGCUCGCGAAGCUUACGCCGGAGGAGAUCAUGCUGAGUGGCAUAUCAGACGACGGUUCCAGUGUAUUAGGCAGUAGCUUGAAUGCCAGCUCUGGCGGUCAACUUGAGCACAUUUUUCGCUUUGCAGCGAAGGAGCUCUUUGGUGUGGACGUCAACGGUCCGCUCGAGUAUGUUGUCGGGCGUAAUCCAGACUUUCGCGAGGUAUCGCUGGCAGUGGAGGGCAAAGAGGUGCUGAAGUUUGCAAUAUCGUAUGGCUUUCGCAACAUCCAAUCGAUCAUGACGAAGAUCAGGCGAAACAAGUGCCCGUACAACUACGUUGAGAUCAUGGCAUGCCCGAGUGGGUGUCUGAACGGAGGUGGUCAAAUCAAGCCGAAGUCGACGUUGCAAGCAACGGAGCUGCUUGAUAACGUCACGAGUCGCUUCCAGGAACUCCAAGUGCGUCAACCCAGUGCAACCCCAGCUGUCAAGCAUGUGUACGAAACGUAUUUGGGUGGAAUGCCAUUCUCCGAAGUAGCUCGCGAGGUCCUGCACACACAGUAUCACGCUGUUCCGAAGAUGGAACAGUCGAACCCUUUGGGCAUCAAGUGGUGA